AUGGCUACGCCCAACUUUCAUGCGCCCAACCAGGAAAUGCCGCCAUCGGAUGGCUUCAAUCGCGUUAAGUUCGUGAAGAACGGUCCAGUCAAGCGUGGACCACCGGGGUGGUCGCUAUUUCUCGGCACUUUUGUCGUCACGUCUGUUGGCUUUUAUCUUGUUGGCCAACACAACAAGCACCAACGUGAAGUGGCCAAGGAGGAGCGUGAAAAUCGUAUUGCAUUGCUUGCGUUCUUACAGGCGGAGGCUGAUGUCGAGUAUUUGGAGCAGGAGAAACACAUAUUGGAAAAGGAGCGCCAGGUGAUGAAGAACGUACCUGGUUGGGUGGCUGGUCAAUCGCCAUACCACUCGGACCGCUACCAGGCGCCACUUUGGGCUCAGAAGAAGUAA
Molecule: messenger RNA, 390 nt
Organism: Peronospora belbahrii
Lineage: Eukaryota; Oomycota; Peronosporomycetes; Peronosporales; Peronosporaceae
Source: the annotation of a GenBank genome assembly